GCUGCGGGCUCCGCCUCCGCCGGGCCGAGAGGGACGGGAGGAGGAGGAAGAGGAGCCGCCGCCGCCGCCGGGGGAACCAUGCCGGCCCGCGCCCUGCCGAGCCCCGCGGCCGCCCUUGGCCCGUGAGCGGCUCCCCGUCGCCCGCCUCGCCGCCAUGAAGAGCCCCAAGGAAGACGCGCACGAGUCGCCCGCAGGUCCGUCAGGUCGUGGGGUGGGGGCCCUGCCGCCUUGGGAAGGGGCGCCCGAGCAUGUGCAGAGUGCUGGGGAGUGGGGGGCUGGCUGGCUAGCUCCCGAGGAAACACGUCGGAGCCCAGUAGAAAGGGGUCCCUCUGCCGCCGCGCAGCCUGAUCCAGGGUGUGGGGUUAGGGUCGGGCUGCGCAGUCCGGAGCUGGCUUACUGCCCCGCCGGACGCUCCCAGGUCGGGCUGCACCUGGUACGGUGACAGCCGCCCUAAAGCAGCAGCAGCUACUAGUGCUAUUGGUGUUGGUGGCUCUCUGGACUAUUUCCAGCUAAUGAAAUCUUAGCGGACCCCCGUGGGAAAGUGGCCUUUAGAGCAAGGAUCUCAUACUUGGCUUCCAGGCUGAGAGGAGUGGGCCCGCCCAAAGUGCUCCUGCAAACUUAUAUCUUUAUGGUGUUUAGGCCACUUUCAAGAGUUCGGGAUUCCAGUUGUCUCCAUCGCAGCAUCCCGUUAGAAACACACAUCCGCUGUCAUAUUUUCCAGCACGUUUUGCAUGACCGAAAGCAGAGUUACAGAAGCUCUAAAGAUUCCUCCGUAGGACCAUGAGGCAAGCGAUGACAUCUUCCCCUGGACACCCCCCCCCCCCAAUUGCUUUGGGCUCUGUUCCAAUUUACUUACUAUGUGCUUCAUUAAAUUAAUACACUACUUGACUGCUUUUUUUAAAAAAAAGAGCCCUCAAAGCAAUUUGGGCCUUGAUGCCGCCGGCUGGCAAGUGUCACUGGUCUCUCGCUGCUAACGGAGUCUUGCUGAAGAUCAGGCAAAGCAGGCUGGGGAGGCUUCUGCAAGAGCCUUUGUUCAAACUGGAUCAGUUGAAAUGUCUUUGUGUUGCCCCUGGUCCUUUUGAAACACAGUAUUAUUAUUUCCUAAAUACACCAGGCUACCCUUGAAGAAUGCGCUGCAUGUCCAGAGCCAGAGGGCCAGAACUGUCCUGACCUCCCUCUCGGUUCCCUUGAGUCAGCCUCAGUUGGUUGGAAAGAAGCCAGCUGAGUCCCCUCCCUGUCCUGGGGCUCUAGCCUUUCCUGUACCUUUAGUCCUGGUAACCUGUCAACACAGACUUUUAUCCCCAAAGAGCAACGACUCAAUUGAGCAAGAGUCCCGAUGACUAGACAUUGCUAAGGGCAUAACUGGCAAAGAGUUUGCAAACACAAAAAGUGGGUGGCUCUGUUGAUGCUUUUUUACCCAGGAAAUGAUGGGCUCAUUGCCAGGAAGAUUUAGAAAUUAUUGUGCUGAGCUAUUGGCCUCUGUAAAAACCAGAAACAUCCAAGUCUUUCAUCAGCACCUCUGUGACAUGCUUUGCUGUUCACAAUACCCUGCAUUUCUCCCCUAACAGAGCAGCUAACCUAGUAAUCAGGAUGACUAGUUGUGGCGCUCCAUAUUUUUUUAGACCAUCUCCCAUCCAUCUCAGUCAGCAUAGCCACUGGCUAGGGAUUAUGGGAGGUGUAGUCCACAAUCCUGUCACUUCCAGGAGAUGCGUUCUGUGGGUUGGGGGAAGGGGUCCCAGUUACCGAAGACACAAACCUUCACUAAAGCACUCCCAAGGAGUUCAGGCACAGCACAAUCCAAACAAACCAAGGUCAUGCAUAGAGAAGCAACCUAGGUCCAAAUGCAGUCCAGAAAUGAAAUUAGGCAGCAGUCUCAGGAAGUUCAGGCCAGGUACAACAUAGGAAAAAGGAGCCAGAGACCUGUGUUGUUUCCAGCAACUGGAAGGCUCAAGAGGGGGAGCCUUAUCUACUCUGGCCCCAGCUGCUGCCAGUGAAGGAGCAUCAGGGAUUGCCUACUCACAAGGAGACCCUGGGCCCAUAGAUGCAUACUGUGGUGUUCCUCUUCAACCUAGAGGUCAAGCUUUUGGUGCUCUCUCUCUCUCAAAGGCUGGGGGGCAGGCACCUUCCUGGGGUUCUUCAUCAUGUAUCAACCCAGACGGCCCCUUCAAGGGGAUCCUCAGACUGGGUUUCAGGACCCGUGCCUGCUCCUCAAGGCCCUUAUCCUGUGGGGGUGCCUGGUUCAUCCUUCCAAGAGCUCCAUGGCUUGUACAAGUUCAGGACUAGGUACGACAAACAUCUGCAAGGCCACACGUUUCUCAUCUUUGGUUUACACCACCGGGAGGUGGUUUUGGCAGAUGGUGUGGGUGCAGAACUGAUAAAUUAGUCCAAUAUAUCCAGGGGCAGUUAUGAUCCCAUGGUAUAUUACUGUGAAACCAAGUUCUUGGGCCAGAUGAAACUAGACCCCCUGGAGUUGUUUUAAAAUGUUGCAAACUGAUGUCUUUGGCAUGGAACAAAAUAAUAUUUUUUUUUCCUGUUAAAGGAUGGGUGUGAAUGUAGAGAAGAACCUUAGUUGUGCCAAAAACUGUCUUUCUGACGGUGGUGUCCUCUUUCCUGCAGUGGACAAUGUGCAGCUGGACGUGCCAAUCCUUCAGCAGCUGUACCACUGGGACUGUGGGCUGGCUUGCUCCAGGAUGGUUCUGCAGUAAGUCCAUUUUUGGUUGGGGCUUAUUGGGGGUGGGGAAGGAGGCGAGGUGGCUGGUGGCACUUUGCAACAAGUUGCUUCCAAGGUGGGAAGGUCCCUAGACCUCACCCAACUGCCUUGGCCCUCCAGUGAGUGCAGCGCAACUGACCACAACAGCAGCUCCUCAAGCACGAGAAAAGGAACUGUGGAGGAAAUGACAUUAAUGUCUGACUGUGACAAAGAAUGGGUACAAAGGUUGUUAUAUUCAUAAUGUAAGAACUCUGAUUGGCCCAAUAGAAGACACUCUUGACUGGGCCACUCAGCUGACUUCCUUUUCAAGUACCGUAUUUUUGGCUCUAUAAGACUCACUUUUUCCCUCCUAAAAAGUAAGGGGAAAUGUGUGUGUGUCUUAUGGAGCGAAUGCAGGCUGCGCAGCUAUCCCAGAAGCCAGAACAGCAAGAGGGAUCGCUGCUUUCGCUGCGCAGCGAUCCCUCUUGCUGUUCUGGCUUCUGGGAUUCAGAAUAUUUUUUUUCUUGUUUUCCUCCUCCAGAAACUAGGUGCGUGUUAUGGUCUGGUGUGUCUUAUAGAGCGAAAAAUACGGUAAUUGCCAGCAACUGGCGGGUUUUUCCUCUUUGGGUGUUUUGAGUCUGUUGCCGUGCUCUUGUGUGACUCCCGUAGAAGCCACCCUGCCUUUUGUGUUCCAUGAAUAAUGGCCACUACGACUUUCCAUCUGCCUCUGCUGUGCUGCCUGCUGGCUCUCGGUCUUUUUUCCCCCGUUUUCUUUUUCCUGCUGAACUCGUCUUUCCUUCCACAGAGGAACACGAGCUUUAGGUGCAGGAGAGUGAAAUGCCUCUUUAGAGGGCCACUUAGUAGAUAUGAAGCAGAAGAUUUUCAUUUCUCUCCAUCCCUUCUGCCAAGACGCUAGCCUGCCCGCUGGUAAUUUCCCAUCUUGACUACUGUAACUCCCCCUCCCUCCCUCCCUCCCUCCUUCCUGUACCAAACUGAAUUUCCAAGAGUGAACUUCUUGCCCUGUGGAUCCAAGCCUUUCUCUCCCCCCACUCCCCUGUUCAUGAUGGAAUGUCAGUGAUUUCUCCUCUAUUGUGGCCCCUUCCCAUCAUCCCAUGAAUGAGCUGCCCCUCUCCCCAACGCACCUCCUUUUUCUGUGUCUGCGCUAUCCGCCUCUUCACAGGUCUGGCUCAGGCAUAACCCUGGUUUGGAGAUUGCUGUCAGCUCAUCUCCUCUCCCUUUCCCUUUGUUGUGCAUGAAUGCCUCCAUUGUUUAACCAAAACUUAGUAUAACACCCUUAUUUGAGCUGUGUUGAGAGCUAGCCAGGAUUGCCAGGAACCAGAGUUUGCAGAACAGCUUCAGACUAACUUUACAAUGCAUUCUUAGUUACCUGAAGUUGGAGUUAGUCCCAAAACAGAUGUAAAGGGCAAAGCAAAUCUUAGGAAGGGGGUGGUGGGAGAGAGUAGGCAAGCCCACAAAACCUUCCCUCCUAUCUCCUUACGCCUGGACCAGACCACAUCGUUGGUGUCCAAGGGACUUUCCAUUGGACGCCUAUCAAGUUCCUUCCCUUCUUCCUUUCAAAUCCUGGCCUGUUGCGAGAAAAUUCAAACUGUAGAUGCCAUUCCUUCUUAUGUGGGGCCCACUGUAUUUGUAUAAAUGGGGAUGGAGGUAGAUUCUGUGGCCCUCCAGAGGUUGCUUAACUGCAGCUCGCAUUAUCUCUGACCCCACCACUGGCAUUAACAAAUCUGCUUGAAACAGCUGGAAGAGGGUCUUUCCCCCAAUAUGCUGAUAUGAGCCAACUCACAAAAGGAAACCAUUGUUUCAUCUCUGAAAUAGAAUCCGGGGGGACAUUCUCCACCCAUUUCUCUUGCUCUGAAGUUUGUCCAUUGUGCAGGCAGGCCCUGUAGCAUCCAGAUUCCCUUCUGUCAGGCAACACGUUAUAAGCUGCGCUCUGUUCUCCCCUGAUCCCUCUUCUUCACCAUCACCACUUCCUCUGGUUUCGUCCCAGGUACCUGAACCUCCUGAAUGACGACGAGUUCCAGAAAGCCAUUCAGGACCUCCAGAUGACGGAGAGCAUCUGGACGAUCGAUUUGGCCUACCUGAUGCGUCAUUUUGGGGUGAAGCAUCGUUUCUGCACACAGACCCUGGGGGUGGACAAGGGCUACAAGAACCAGGUCAGCUUCCUGGUUCACUCAAAUGUUGGUGCUUUGACCAAGUCUGGAGGGCAGGAAUUCUUUCCUUCUCUAAGGAUGAUGAUAAUAAUAAUAAUAAUAAUAAUAAUAAUUGGUUUGUGUUUUGGCACUCAUGAACCUUUACAGCACGUUUGGUUUUUGGAGCUUGACAUACAGGCUUCUCAAGGUACCCAAUGGCAUUUUAAGAUAACUUGUGCCUUUUAAUUAGAUUGUGAUUUUUGUUUAAUUGUUUUUACUCACUGUUUUUAUUUGGUGCUUUGUUCGUGUCUGGAAAAGGCAAGCACUAGAUUGCUUUUUUUAAAAAAAUGGGACAGGAUCCAUGUUGAUUUUCCAGAUGAUGUUUCCGAUGUUCUUUUGCAUUGCUCUCCGGCUGUGAACUUUGCCCUGCUUCCUCAGUCCAAGGGGGACUCUCUUGCAAGCUGUACCUGCGACCUGGGCAGCCCUUUCUCUAGGUUGCUGUGUACAGUUCUGGCCGACUUACCUCAAAAAGGAUAUUGUAGAGUUGGCAAAGGUCCAGAAGAGGGCAAGCAAUGAGGUGGAGCAACACCCACCUCCCACCCACCCAGUGAAGGAACAUUGCCAUUUUGGGAGCAUUUUAGUUUAGAAAAGAGGCGAGUAAGAGGCAACACCAUGGAAGUUUUAUAAAAUUAUGCAUAGCAUGGAGAAAAGUUCUCCUCUCUCUAACACUAGAAUCUGUGGACAUCCAAUGUUGGAAGAUUCAGGACCGAGAAAAGAAAAAAAGAAAACUUAUCCAUGCAGCACAUAGUUAAACUGGUGGCCACCAAUCUAGAUGACUUUAGAAGAGGAUUAGACAAAUUCAAGGAGGAGGGUUAUCCAUGGCUACUAGCCAUGAUGGCUGUACUUUUGUUCCAGUGUGGCAGGCAGCAUUACUCUGAAUACAUUGCUAGAAAUCACAGGAGUGCUCUUGUGCUUGGGCCCUGCUAGUGGGUUUCCUACAGGAUCUGGCUGGCCACUGUGAGAACAGAAUACUGGACCAGAUGGGCCAUUGGCCUGAUCCAGCUGGCCUCUUCUUAUGUUCUUAGGUUUCUUACCCCGAGAGGAAUCUGUUCUGACCAAGCUUGUCCUCUUCCUCCUUCAGUCGUUCUACAGGAAACACUUUGACACAGAGGAGAACCGAGUCAACCAGCUGUUUGCACAAUCCAAAGCCUGUAAAGUGCUGGUAGAGAAACGGUGAGCUCUCUUUCUCUCGGUCGAGGUUUAUCUCCCCAUCCCAUGGACUUCUUUACAGAUGCCACAGCUGUUUUAAUGCAGAGGCCUUUACCAACUGGGUCUCCUCUAGAUGCUUUGGGCUACAACUUGCAUCAGCCCCAGCCGUAGGAUGAUGAGAUCCAACACAUUGGAGAGCAGCAGGUUGGGGAAGGCUGUUGCAAGCAGCCAUCCUGUCCGAAUGGGCUCUGGACCUAGUGACCUGUUCCAAACCUCCAGUCCUGAUAGAGUUGGCGUCUUCCUUGUUAAGAUAUCCCUAAGAGAUCCCAGUGGACUGACUUCUCCAUCUGUUCUCCUCCACAGCACAGUGACUGUCCGGGACAUCCAGGAUCACCUUGCCCAAGGCCAUGUGGCCAUUGUGCUGGUCAACGCCGUCCUGCUGCUCUGUGACCUCUGCUCCAACCCGGUCAAAUAUUGUUGCUUUCUCCCAACCGGCCAGAAGUGCUUCUGCAGAAGUCCUGAUUACCAGGGCCAUUUCGUUGUCUUGUGUGGCUACAGCAAAGCCUCAGGGAGUAUUUAUUACAACAAUCCUGCCUAUGCUGACCGUGAGUAGCCACCACCCUUUAUUUCAAAUAGGGGAAGUGUGGUAACCGGACAACUCUGGCAUGUUAGCUCGUUCCUCUCUGCAACAUUGUACAAUAUUCUGGGUUGGUGUUGUCCUAACCAUUUCCUGGCUCGUGCCUCAGGAACAUGAGCCAUGCCAGGUGGGUCUGUCUUGUCUUUUGUCUCUGCAGCAAGACCAUGACUGCGUGGGGGCGGGGGGGAGAGAUGGGCGGGUUGGGGCUGUUGAAUCAAUGGCCCUGCCUUCCUUCCAACAGAGCCUUAACCCCUUGGCCCCUUCUGAGCCCAUUUUGGUCCUGCCCCACAGGAACAUGCCGAACCAGCAUCAAUAACUUUGAGGAAGCCAGAACCAGUUAUGGCACCGAUGAGGACAUCCUGUUUGUUUACAGAGACAGCUGACCUAUUGGAGCUGCCAGGGCUUCCACGUCCAUCACUGGCCAGCUUGCAACAGCAGCAGCAGCCUUAUCUCAGGGCUGCAAGAGACUUUGCUCCCACACUGCAGCAGGACCACAAAGAAGGGAUGCUUUAGACUAGGAUCUAAACUGGUAUUAAAUUGUUUUGUUAUGAGCCACCUUGGCGGGGGGGAAUGUAUCCAGAAAGGCAGGCUCUAAAUUGGCUGAAAUAAAUACAUUUUAGAUUGGGAUCUACUCCUAGGUCUCUGGGUGUGUUGCAGUAGAUCAAGAAGGAUGUCAGACUCCCAAUUUUGUAAUCGCAGCAAUGUGAAAGACUCAAAAGGCCAGGAGUGGGUUUUUACAUCUGGCUCCAGUUGGUGGGCCUCCAAGCUCUAUUUGGAAAUAAAAAGUAGAUCCUGCAAGCGUGAAAUCUGCCCUGCCCUGUCUCUAAACCUACAGAGAGCAGCAUGGCGGUCCUGUUGCCAUCUUUUUAGUUUUGAUGAUGAUAAUGAAGAUGGAAAUAGCUUGUGUAUAGCGACUGUAAUAUUUAAAUGUAUGUGUGUAUUUUUAAAAUUUGCACAUUUUGAGAAGUUUUCAAAUGCGGACUUGGACUUCUUUUCCUGUUGGCCCCUUUUGACAGGAACAAAAGUCUUAGUAUUCACUUCCACGCCAAAUUCAUGAAUUCCCCCCGCCCAAGAGAAGCUCAACAUAGAAAGGGACAAGAGUUAGUCCUCCUUUCUUUACUGUAAGGGCUGAUCUUUCACCCAGUUUGGGUGUCUAAUAAUCAGGGAACAGAAUAACAUAAACAGCCUAGGAUUAUUGGAUAUUGGGGGAAGGAGCAACAAGAGGAAGUAGGCCACACAUGUAUGCCAGCAUCACCUGCAAACCACAAUGUGUGGAUUCUCACAGCUGCUUUUGAUGCAUAAAGGGUUUCUGGUAGCCAGGGCCUUUUUCAUGAGGUCAGGUGGUUCUUUCUGAAAGCAGGGAAUUAAAAGGCAUUGCAGUUGUAACUGCAGACCCUCCAAAGUGGUUGGAUGAAUCAGUUCUUUGCAUACCAUCAGUUUGUUUUCAGAUAAUCUCAGUUUAAUUGCUGUCAUGUUGAGCGUUCUUUUUUAGUGAGGGGCUGCCAAAUCGUGAUUGUACUAGGUCCUCUCUAAAGAAAUUAAAGGUUUUAAAAUACAAGAUUGGUUAGAAUCUCUUGAUAACUUUGACCCCAAUCCAGCACAAUUAACCUUUGUUUAACACAUCAGUUGCAAACAGCUGUCAGCCAGGAGACACUCUGAACACAGAGUAUCCUCCAUCACCAGCGCUCUCUAGUGAGAACUGGUGACAGCUCUUCACAGCCUCAGGCUUAAGGCUAGUGUUUUAAGAUAAAAACCUAUGUUUGGGUCAGAUCCAUUUGGCCCUAGAAAGCAGACCUGAACUACUGGCUAAAGCAAGUGCAGCUGGCAGCAGCAUGACUCCAAAGUCUGGCUAGGGAGGGAAACUUUGUUACAUGUUCGAAAGCUGUAAUUUGAGGCCGGGAUUGUGUUGAUAAGAAGAUUGCUUGAGGACUUCCAAGACAACCCAGCAGCUUGGCUCAGAACUGCUGUUUAUAUAAUUGGAGGCAGGGAAAUUUCUCUUGGCUGCAGUUCAGGACGAUUCUAGCCGGAGUCCAGACUGUUCUACCUCAUCACACUGCACUCAUGUUUUUGGAUUCAACUCAGGGAUGUACAUGGCUUCCCUGCUGGUCAAAAAUAAACUUUGAUAUUGUAAUAUCC
Messenger RNA from Podarcis lilfordi (Lilford's wall lizard), 8818 nucleotides. NCBI's taxonomy places the organism in Eukaryota, Metazoa, Chordata, Lepidosauria, Squamata, Lacertidae. The record is from the annotation of a GenBank genome assembly.